Molecule: messenger RNA, 840 nt
Organism: Zychaea mexicana
Lineage: Eukaryota; Fungi; Mucoromycota; Mucoromycetes; Mucorales; Lichtheimiaceae
Product: ClpP/crotonase-like domain-containing protein
Exons: 10
Coding region: 1-840 (279 amino acids)
Cellular component (GO): mitochondrion
Molecular function (GO): delta(3,5)-delta(2,4)-dienoyl-CoA isomerase activity
Source: RefSeq, a predicted model, not a curated record
AUGGCACAAUCUCCCAGAUACCAAUACGAAACAGUCAAGGUUCAAGUUUUCCCUGAUGGCGUUGCUCAUGUCGAGCUGAAUCGCCCCAAGCGUCUGAAUGCUUUCAACCAUGCAUUGAUUCGCGAUAUUCUUCAAGCUUUCACGGAUAUUGGUAAUGACAGCAACAUUCGUGCUGUUGUUCUUUCCGGCUCAGGCCGCUUGUUUACUGCCGGAUUAGAUCUGAUGGAAGGUUCUGCCAAGGAAAAGAUUCCCGAAGAUCUAGAUGUUGCCAGAAAGGCUUUCGCAAAACAAGCUGGUCUCAGACAUUUCCAAAACUCAAUUUCUUCCUUAGAGAAAUGCCCAAAGCCUGUCAUUGUCGCUUUGCAUAAUGGUGUCAUCGGCGCCGGUGUCGAUUUGUGCACCGCCGGUGACAUUCGUUAUGGUACCAAGGAUUCAUACUACUGUGUCAAGGAAGUCGAUGUUGGUCUUGCUGCUGAUGUUGGUACUUUGCAACGUUUGCCUAAGGUCAUUGGCAAUGCCAGUUUAAUUCGCGAACUAGCUUACACUAGCAGAAACAUGUACGCCGAAGAAGCCCUCCAAUGUGGCCUUAUUAGCAAAAUCUUUGAAACCAAGGAGAAGCUUAUUGCUGGAGCUCUCGAAACUGCAAGACUUAUCGCGUCCAAGUCACCUGUUGCUGUCGUUAGUACUAAGCACCUAUUGAAUUACUCGCGUGACCACUCUGUCGAUGAAGGCUUGCAAUACACUGCAGUCUGGAAUGGCGCCAUGCUCAAUACUGAGGAUAUUCCCAAGUCCGUUGAAGCUUUCAUGAAGAAGAAACCUGCUGUCUAUGCUAACCUUUAG